AUGACCAAGUCUGAACAGAACAACACACUAAUCUCUGCUGCUCCUGGUGGUGAUGUCAUCCUGCCGUGUCGUCUGGACUCUGAGGAGGACCUGCAGUUUCACACCGUGGAGUGGACCAAACUGGAGAUGGACCCUGACCGAGCAGACACUGAUGGCCACAAAGGUGUCGUGUAUCUGUACCGGAGCAGGACGACCAAGACCAGAUUCAUGAUGGAGACGUUCAUCCAGAGAGUGUCUCUGAACCCAGACGGACUCAAACGAGGAGACGUGACGUUAAAGAUCAGGAACGUGACGCUCCAGGAUGAGGGGAAGUACAGCUGCUUCAUUCCUGGGAAGAAGUUCAGGGAGACGGUUCAGCUGCUUGUUGAGCCAAACGGAGUCAGAGCUCCAACCAUGGAAACAUCCCAGUUUAACAUCUCCACUCCAGAUCCAGGAGGAGAGCAGAACAACAUCUGGAUCAGUCGCUCCAGAUCGGCUCUUUGGGUCGUUCUUGGAGUUUUUACCUCAUUGAUCUUCUUUUUAUUUUGCUGAUGGGUCUUUCAGAGG
Messenger RNA from Oryzias melastigma (Indian medaka), 546 nucleotides. Its product is annotated as myelin-oligodendrocyte glycoprotein-like. The transcript has 3 exons. The coding region runs from base 1 to 531 and encodes 176 amino acids. The record is from RefSeq and is a predicted model, not a curated record. NCBI's taxonomy places the organism in Eukaryota, Metazoa, Chordata, Actinopteri, Beloniformes, Adrianichthyidae.